Paramecium primaurelia is the source of this 1144-nucleotide messenger RNA. Lineage: Eukaryota; Ciliophora; Oligohymenophorea; Peniculida; Parameciidae. The record is from the annotation of a GenBank genome assembly.
AUGAGAUAAAGAUAAACAUAUUAACCAAAUUAUCUACAGAUUUCUUAAUUAGAAAAACCAAAAAGAUAUGUGCAUUCAUAUGGAAAGGAACUUAAAACCCCUGAUUCAAUAAAGCCUCUAAGUGCUUUAAUGAAUUUGAGACUUUUCCUUUAUAAAACAAAAUAAAAACUAGAUUAUAAAUAAGCAAGUCAAUUUACUAGAAAUGAUCCAUUAGUAAAAGAGCAACCAUCUUUCUUAUAUAAUAAAUUGUAAAUAGAAUAGGAUAAUUAAAUAAAAUUUCAAGCAUAUUUAGAUGGAGAUUUACAAGCUGAUGAAUAUUUGACUCUAUAAAAUUACAAGAGAUUAUAUAAAAUAACAAAGAAUGAUAAUGGAUCUUUUGAUAAUACAAAUGAUGACAUUCCAUAUUAUACUUAAAGAGAAAGUGCUUUAAAAAAAUUGUAAGAGAGGAUCAUUCAUAGACAUAAUCUUAAUAAGAGAAAAAGAGGAUCAGAAAUAAGCAGUCAAAUUGAUACAUCAAAAUGUGAUACUCCUAGUAUAUAAUUAGCUAAAUAACUCAAAAAAGUUAUUAUUAGAAAACACAUGAAUAAAAUAAAUGAAGAAUUAACAGCGUAUAAAAUUAUUAUUAUUUAGAGAGAAUACUCUAAAGAAUUUAAAAAUGGUAUAAAAUGCAAACUUUGCUGUAUAAUAAUUACAGGAAACACUUGAAAAAGAUAAAUCUUUAUAAAGUAGCGUUUAAAAAAAAGUUAAUUCAACUAAGCAAUUAAAAAUAAUAACUAGAAGAAAUAAAACAGAGAUUGGUGAAGAUAAUUAAGAUAAUAGAAUAUAAUUGAGUAAUGAAAUAACUAAUUUUGCUAAUAAUACAAUUUAUGAAUCAUAAAUUAAAGAUAAAUCAAAAUAAUUAAAGUCAAAAAAUCUCAGAUUCUCUAAUGCUAAAAUGAAUCAAAUAUUUAUACAAAAAUCUUAANUAGAGAUAGCCUCCAUAUAUAUGGCCAAUUAAUAAUUAAUGCUUAUAAUUUUCUUAUUGAUCUUUAAUAUGAAUGUCUCCAUGAAUGCUCAUUAAUCUUCAUAAAAGUGCAAAUGGAGAUAUAUUUCGAAUUUAAAUGAAUGUUAAUUUUUUAGAUUAAACCAAAAAAACAUGGAUUGA